GAGCUCAAUCAGUCUUCGUUUGUGGUCUCGCUCAGUGUUUUCAAGAAGUUCUCCCUAGUGCUCAAGAAUGGCCCUCGGAUGCCGAUUUGGGCCAACCCUGGCCAUCAGCUUGGUUCUGUUCUGCGCCGCUGGAUUGACCGGUGGCCACGAGGAGCACGAUCCCAACUACUGGAACCACCAGGCUCACGAGCUGCUGUUCGAGAAGAAGGACUACACCAUGCAGAAAAUUAACAUUGCCAAAAACAUUAUGGUUUUCGUCGGGGCUGGAAUGUCCCCGGCGACCGUUACGGCGGCUCGGACCUUCGCCGGUGCCGAAAACGAAACGUUUGCCUUCGAAAAGAUGAAAUGGAGCGGUAAUGCUCGGACCUAUUGCGUGGACAGCCGGGUGCCGGACAGUGCCUGUGCCGGGACGGCCUUUUUGACCGGUGUCAAGAGCAACCUGGGCACGGUGGCCAUGCAUCCGACCGUGAAACGUGGUGACUGUGUCGCCACUAGCGAUAAGGUGAAACAGCUCGAGUCCAUCGCCAAGUGGGCACUCGACGCCGGCAAGGUGGUCGGUUUCGCCACGACAUCUCGCGUUACCGCCGGUUCCAGCGCCGCCCUGUAUGGCCACUCGGCGGACGCCCGCUGGGAGAACGACGCGGAGAAAACCAAGACCGGAAAACAUGAAGGCAUAAAUUCAAACGUCUGUCAACUCUAUCUCUUUCAGGGAGAACUGGCCGCGCUGGACACAUCCAAAAUUGACCACCUCCUGGGGCUGUUCGACUACGACCAGCUACCGUACGCCGCCGACGUGGGCAACGGCCAGAACCCGGACACACCGCCACUGGUUCGCAUGGUGCACUACUCGCUGGAAAUGCUCCAGAAGAAGGAACAUUCGAACGGGUUUCUGCUGUUUGUCGAGGACGGUAACAUUCUGAGGGCACACCAGGAAAACAAACCCAACAAGGCGUUCCAGCAGGUGGCGCACUACUCGAUGGCCUUUGACAUGGGCCACAUGAUGGUUUCGGAGACAAACUCGCUGGUUGUCUCGUUGAACGACGUUGGAAGUACGCUGUCGCUGCCCGGAUAUCCGGCACGUGACACCGACGCUCUGGUGUCCGCCGGCACUAGCGACCAGGACUCCAAGCCGUACCUCAGCGUGUCGUACGCCACCGGCCCGGGAUUCGACUCGUACUACAAGCUCCCCGAGGGUCGGUUGGAUCCGGUGACGGUGCUGCAGAAUGCGGCCACCCCUGCCAAGGAACGAACCUGCUCGGCCUCGGUUCCGAUGACGGCGGGAGUCAACGGGGGAGAGGACGCAAUGGUGUACGCGAGUGGACCGUGGGCGUUCAUGCUGUCCGGAGCGUACGAGCAGAACUUUGUCGCCCACGCCAUUACGUUCGCGUCCUGCAUCACGGACGUGUGCGGGGGUGCCUCGAGCGUUGUCCUGUCGGCGGCCACCGUCCUGUUGGCCAUCGUGGUGAAACUAUUCGCUUGAGAAGUGAAAAUAACCCCCAGUUAGGAACGGUGAGACCACAACGGCUGAAAGAUCCACUAAGAACAAAACCAAAAGUAUUUGAAAAAGAAAUAUAAACUCCACUACUGUAGAAGGCUCGUAAUGCUAGUUAAGUUAGGUUAUCAAUUUGUACUGUUAAAAUAAAUCGUUAGCUAAUAA
Culex pipiens pallens (northern house mosquito) is the source of this 1657-nucleotide messenger RNA. Its product is annotated as alkaline phosphatase, tissue-nonspecific isozyme-like. The transcript is spliced from 6 exons. Lineage: Eukaryota; Metazoa; Arthropoda; Insecta; Diptera; Culicidae. Gene Ontology annotation, molecular function: alkaline phosphatase activity. The record is from RefSeq and is a predicted model, not a curated record. The coding region runs from base 68 to 1480 and encodes 470 amino acids. Gene Ontology annotation, biological process: dephosphorylation.